CUUCUUAAAGGAUGCAGUGGCCAUGGCUGACAGACUCGGGAAGUUCCUGAAAACAAAGACAGAUGUGGAGAUCUUCACACAACCCGACUUCGAAGACCAGACCUUGGACUUCACUGAGGUGGAGCAGCUGAUGGGGGCCCUGAAUACUGUCCCAGGUGGGGACUCUCAGCUGUGUCCUCAGGGGUGGGGGUGGGGCGGCAAGGGAGCUUUGACAUUGGAUUUGUCCUCUAAUAUCUCUUAUAGUGCCUAACACUACAUCAUGAACCCUGGGCACCCCAUUACACUGCACCUCCUUGCAGCUUACUCAGGUUGCACAACAAAAUCUUUGUUUGUAUUGAACAGGAAUUCCUGGUUUCUUCCUCCCUCCAGCUCCUGGGUACCACUGAUCUAGUCUCUACCCCUUUUUAUUUAUU
Messenger RNA from Perognathus longimembris pacificus (Pacific pocket mouse), 413 nucleotides. Its product is annotated as fibronectin type III and SPRY domain-containing protein 2-like. The record is from RefSeq and is a predicted model, not a curated record. The transcript has 3 exons. Bases 23 to 250 code for a protein of 75 amino acids. Lineage: Eukaryota; Metazoa; Chordata; Mammalia; Rodentia; Heteromyidae.